AAAAUGGCGACUGGUGUGAGUGACCUUCGUGAUAAGUAGCCUCAAACUAAAAAUUUGACGCUAGGUUACAGAGGUCCUAGGCUCAAUUAGAAUUGGGCGUUAAAACUUCAAGAUAAAAAUCAAGAACCAAUGAUUAUUUAAUGUAAAAUCAAAAUGUGAUUAGAAUGAUGGCUGAUAAGGACAAAAACAUAAUGUUGAAUGAAAGCGUACAUUAGCCCCGGACAACCAUCUUGACCUCAACCGACCUUAACAGCGUGCUCCCGGCCUCAAUAUGCCGAAGUGUAAAUCAAAAACUAAAUUUCUUCCGGCAACCUUUGCCUGGAUUCUUCUAUUAGGAACUACCUCUUUAUUCUUCGCUUUCCCGUGUGUCCAGUGGUAUAUUCUACAGCAGCAGUGGUAUCCGGUUCCUAUAUUCCAGGGAAUCCUAACGUUAUUUGUUCUCAUAAAUUUUUCAAUGGCGACCUUCAUGGAUCCAGGUGUGAUACCGCGCGCAAGUCCUGACGAGGAUAGAGACGAUGAUUUCCGUGCUCCGCUCUAUAGAAACGUUGAGAUAAACGGAAUCACGGUGCGUAUGAAAUGGUGCGUAACCUGUCAGUUCUACCGACCUCCUCGCUGCUCACACUGUUCAGUUUGUAACAAUUGUAUAGAAAUAUUUGAUCAUCAUUGUCCUUGGGUCAACAACUGUAUAGGUCGUCGAAACUACAGAUACUUCUUUAUGUUCCUUAUCUCCUUAAGUCUCCACAUGACCUCCAUCUUUGUGCUCAGCCUCGUUCACGUUCUCCAUAAAAAGGACAGCCUCAGUGAGAUACCUGUAAUUGUAUCUCUGGCUGUAAUGUGCGUAAUUGCGCUCCUCAUUAUUCCAAUAUUUGGGCUCACAGGCUUCCAUAUGGUUCUAGUUGCACGUGGAAGAACCACGAAUGAGCAGGUGACCGGGAAGUUCCGUGGAGGAUACAAUCCAUUCAGUAAAUCCUGUUCAUACAACUGCUGCUUCGCACUCUGUGGACCACAAUAUCCUAGUUUGAAGCACCCGGCAAAAUAUAUCGGGAAGAAGCCACGAAAAUACACCGUUCCCGUACCCGUUAACCCUGACACCCCGGGCCCGAUAGGACCGAGGGGACCGGGAGGUGGACCUCGUAACAGUGGACGAGUCCGGGGGCAGGGAGUGGAACCCAUCGCCGCCCAGGCUGCUGCGGCCGCCCAGGUUCGAACAUAUCGAGAUAAUGGACUUAAACAUUCUUCAUCAGCUUAUAACAGGAUGUCUAUUGCCUCUGAUAUGGAUGCUGGAUCUGAUAUGGAUGAGCCUAUGGGGAGCCAGUCUAAAGACACAGAAUCCUCUCUUCCGCAUAACAGUUCCAAAUCCAAUUUCUUCUCCGAAGACGACAUUCAUAAUCGGACCAGGGCAGAUGAAAGUGUGUUGUCUAGAAGCACCGCAAACACAUCAGUCCAGUUGACCCCCAGCCCAGCUGUAUCAGGGUCAGGGGCUUACCAGGGGCAAAAUCAAGGUCGUCUUCUACAGCAGGGAUACUCAUCACCUCACAUCCUUCAAAAGCCUGGUAAACGAAGUGGAACUCCUGAUCAUAUGUUGAGUGAGACUGGAGUAGAGAUGAGACAAUUACCCCGUCAAACACAAUCUCCGCCUGUCCCUCCUAGUAAAGUUAGAAUGAUGGGUGGUGUAGCCACGCCCCUAGCCGGUGCUCCGCCCCCUACCGUCUCCUCCCCAGGCAGGUACAGUGGGCUAACCACGCCCAUGUACAGUCAUGCUCCUAGUACAACGUACAACCCUGGGUAUACGCCUGGACGGAGAUAUUUAAGUGAAGGAGAACUACUGGAUCCUCAACAGAAUAUGCUAGCUAGUGGAGGAGUUGGUCCUUCUACUUCUGCAGGGCAUAUACAGGAGCUCGCGGGUUCUCCGAACAAAUCCUUUUAUCUGUGGAAGACUGACAGUGGCAGUCCUCCUGUUAUAAACUAUGGGCACGGCCCCCACCCCGGUCACGGACCCCACCCUGGUCACAGCCCCCACCCCGGGCACCCUGUCUACCCUCAGGACUCCUCCCCUAACCAUAGUAACUCUUAUGCCCAGCAGGUUGGGUAUUAUCUUCAACAACCUGUAUCAGAGUUUCUAGCUCCUACCAUACAGUCAGGGGGCCCUAGAACCACCCCUUCAGGGUACCCAGGGGGCCCUAUGGUCCCCUCAGGACACAUGUCUCCUAAAAUGUCCAGAAGAAUUCCACUUGGCGGACAUCUUUCUAGUCCUUACAGUGAAAAUGUGAUUAGAACUAGCUCAUCGCCACAUAACUCUCCCCAGGGACCUAUUACGUUCACGCGCGCCCUCGAGGUGACAGAUAAAAUACAGAUGAGGGGGCGAGCGCCUCCCCCCGCCCCGACAAACAAUAGUGCGCAGACCGCAGAGGGGGAGACAAGUAGAGAAUCUUUGUAUGAUGUUAAUUAUGAAAUAUCUGUAUGACAUAAAGAAAACUAAAUAAAGUU
Eurytemora carolleeae is the source of this 2487-nucleotide messenger RNA. RefSeq names its product palmitoyltransferase ZDHHC5-like (gene Zdhhc8). Gene Ontology annotation, biological process: protein palmitoylation. Bases 272 to 2464 code for a protein of 730 amino acids. The transcript has 14 exons. The record is from RefSeq and is a predicted model, not a curated record. NCBI's taxonomy places the organism in Eukaryota, Metazoa, Arthropoda, Copepoda, Calanoida, Temoridae. Gene Ontology annotation, molecular function: palmitoyltransferase activity.